UUUACCAUCGUUUAUCUGGCGACCAUUCUUUGUCUAUGGCAUUCCCUCUGGAGAGACUUUAACAGCCGCUUUGGUUUCCUUUCCUGCGAAACUUCAAUAGGCCAGAGGAACCAAGCGCGAGUAGACGUCUCAUUAAUAUGAGCAGCUUGGGACACGGUUAAACCGAUAGAGCCAGGAAAUGGGCAUAGACGUAUAGACCAUUGCUAACAGCUGUGAGAUUGUUGAACACAGUUGUGCACACAGACCAGAAUGGGUUCGGCUGCAGACGCCUUCAGUCGCUCCUGGAGAUGUGAAGGGAAAAACUAAAUUGGACCGAGCUGCAUGGAGUUAUAACUGGAUUGUAGCGGAUUUCUUUUUUUUUUGCAGUGAAGAAUCCAAACUGCAUUUAUAAAACUAAAACCUACACCUUUUGGGGGGGAAUCAUGUUCCGUGCGUUCGCUUCACCGAUGAAAGCGGAACGCAGUCGGAACAAGGAGCGCCUGGAGGCCAGCUUGGCCGGUCUGUGUGAGCUGGAGCUAUUGAAACAGAGGCAGGAAUGUCUGGUGUUGAGUGCCCUCUGCCUCGGGGACUCCGGGACUGUCCACGGACGCCCGGCGUGGGGAGACCUCCGGGGAUCGAUCCGCUGCGCCGCGGACACGCCAAACGGCGGUGUGGGUGACGACUCCGGGCUCCGACGUCAGCAGUCGGGCAGUCUCCAGUGCACCCCCUGGGGCAUCAUGGCCUCCCUGGAGGAGCAGGUGGCGGAGCUGGGCAUCAACGGAGCCGACGCCAGGCCAACCGACUACCCCGCCGCCGCCGCCUACCCUGCGGACGGUCCCCGUAGCCCCGAGGAGCCCCUGGCGCCGGGUCGAGGUGGACCUCCGGAGGUCGGGCUCCUUCAGCCCUUCUCCGCCGCCUGCUCCAACGCCACCAUGGAUCUGGUCUUUCCUAGAAGACCCGCGGAGACGGAGCAGACCUGGCUGCUGGAGGCUCCCAAAGCUGAAGACAUCGCAGACCGCAUGGACGAGAUGGAGCACGGGGAACGCAGAGAGGAGGACCACGAGGAAGCCCAACGGAUGGAGACGUAUAUAUCCGGACUCGUCCAACGCAGGACCGUGGUCGCGCGCCCAUCAAAGCCCCGCACAAACGCGCCACAUGACCCCCGGGCCAUCACCGUGGUGAGGCAGAGCAGCCUAUGCCGUAAAGAGGACCAACAUCCGGGGAUGCAGGGAACCAUCCAAAGUCACAUGCCCGGGCUCCCUUCUUCCCCCCAAAGCCCAGAGGGACAAUCUCCGCAGGCUUGCCGCGGCAUGGAUCUGGAGUGCCAUCAAGAGGCGGCGUUUACAGACGACUCCCCGCACCCGUACCACCACCAGAUGCAGCCUAGCACCCAACAUCACACCAGCUUCUACCCCAGAAACAGGCAGCAUGCACCGGGGAGCACGCCUCGCUCCGCCUCGAUGGACUACCAGCCCUGCAGGGGGCCCGGUCCAGCCCAGUCCAACCCCAGCAACGGGGAAGCGGACUCCACGCCCAAGCACUUCAGCGGCUACCCUUCCCCUCCGCAGCCGGCCACCCCCUCCAGCCGACGAGCAGCUGGCAGCGGCGGCGGGGGCGGCAGCGGGAGCGGCAGCGGGAAGGGAAGCCGCGGCAGCCAGUCCAAGGGAAGGAAGUCCCACCAGGGGAGCGGCGGGUACCGGCGUUGGCGGUCCACCCUUGAGCUCAGUCAGGACGAGGCGGAGCAGCCCCCGCCGCCCCACCAGCACGCCUCGGCGUCCGGCCAGAGGGACCCCUGUGGAAAGCGCUCGCGUAAAUCCGGCAGUUCCAGUGCACCCCUGGGCAUCAUGGCCUCCCUGGAGGAGCAGGUGGCGGAGCUGGGCAUCAACGGAGCCGACGCCAGGCCAACCGACUACCCCCGCCGCCGCCUACCUGCGGACGGUCCCCGUAGCCCGAGAGAGGAGGACCACGAGGAAGCCCAACGGAUGGAGACGUAUAUAUCCGGACUCGUCCAACGCAGGACCGUGGUCGCGCGCCCAUCAAAGCCCCGCACAAACGCGCCACAUGACCCCGGGCCAUCACCAGGGACAAUCUCCGCAGGCUUGCCGCGGCAUGGAUCUGGAGUGCCAUCAAGAGGCGGCGUUUACAGACGACUCCCGCACCCGUACCACCACCAGAUGCAGCCUAGCACCCAACAUCACACCAGCUUCUACCCCAGAAACAGGCAGCAUGCACCGGGGAGCACGCCUCGCUCCGCCUCGAUGGACUACCAGCCCUGCAGGGGGCCCGGUCCAGCCCAGUCCAACCCCAGCAACGGGGAAGCGGACUCCACGCCCAAGCACUUCAGCGGCUACCCUUCCCCUCCGCAGCCGGCCCACCCCCCUCCAGCCGACGAGCAGCUGGUGAACGCCGAGUACAUCCCGGCCCAGCCCUGUCGAACGUCGACCCAGGCGUCUUCCCAUCACCACCCCAAUCCCCUGAAGGGCUGGACGGGCGACGGCCACCCAGAGCAGCAGCAGCUCCCCGUAGCUCAUCAGCCUCAGCACUCGAGGGCCAGAGCGGGCCCCAGGAAAGGCCGCCAGACUGACGACAAAAGCGGGGCGACCAGGAAGCAGGGGAAGAAGGCCUGCCGCUCCCAGUCGGAGAACAGCCUGCAGCGGGUUCCGGAGCGCAAGUACAACACGGUGGACGGCGGCGGGGGCGGCAGCGGGAGCGGCAGCGGGAAGGGAAGCCGCGGCAGCCAGUCCAAGGGAAGGAAGUCCCACCAGGGGAGCGGCGGGUACCGGCGUUGGCGGUCCACCCUUGAGCUCAGUCAGGACGAGGCGGAGCAGCCCCCCGCCGCCCCCCAGCACGCCUCGGCGUCCGGCCAGAGGGACCCCUGUGGAAAGCGCUCGCGUAAAUCCCGUCCGACGCACAGCUCGUAUUCGCACGCCCACCCCAACCCAAACCCAAACCCAAACCCCAACCCCAACCCCAACCCCCACCAACACCACCACCACCACCACCACAAUCACCAAAACCCCAUUCACCACCACCACCCGCUGGUGGAGUACCAGGCAGGGAGGGAGCAGGCCCCGCCGUGCCGACCCACCGAGGGUUACUCUCACCCGGGGCACGGGGAGUCAGAGUCCAGCACCAGCGAGGCGGACUCCCCGGACUCCAGCUCCCUGUCCAGCGACUCAGACGAGAGCGGCGGGCUGGUAUGGCCCCAACAGCUCCCCCCUCAGCUCUCGCUCCCGUCACCCCCGUCAGUGCCCAGCGGAGCCCCCCUGCAGCCCAAGGCCUUUGUCAAGAUAAAGGCCUCGCACGCCUUGAAAAAGAAGAUUUUGCGCUUCCGCACUGGUUCGCUCAAAGUCAUGACCACUGUUUGAAGCAAGACUUGAUUAUAUGGGGUGAUGUGAUGAGUGGGUUGUUCAAGCCCAUAUCAGGUUUGUAUGUUUUUAAGUCGCCGUCACUCAAGAUAGAAUGGGAGAAUUGUGUGUUAACAUAAAAACUGAUACGGUACGACAGUGUUCUUAAGAGAACUAGUAUCAAAGCCUGUCAACUCAAGAAGAUGAUCUUGGAUCCAUCCUGGAUAGUAAUUGAAAACUAAUUUGUCCAACACCUGUAUCGCAGGGUAUGUGCUAGCUCAAACAUAAAUGAUUGAUUAAUGGGCAUAAGACCCUCUCUAAAUGGUAAGACACUAGUAAGAUCAUCUAUAUUGUCACUGUCUCAAACCCUGAUCAACUUUCACCAACAAGUCAAAAGGACAAAUCAAAAUGACAUGAAUUCCCUACAGACAAUCAAUUAUAUCAUGGUCCUUUUUCCUAACUUUUGUUUUCUGCAAUUGCAAUUCUGCAUAGUUUACAACAAGUGUGUAUUUAUGUGUGGGGAUGUCGUGUGUGGGUUUGGUCUGCAUGAGGGGAAAGGCUGUCACCAAAAACGGAGUGAAACAUAAGUUUGCCUAAAUGCCUGUGAUUGAUCACUGCAGCCAUAUCUUGGAAGUGAUUUCCUUGUAGCCUCUAUAGGACAAGGAAAGACACGUUGGUGCAGAGUUGAAUAUAUCUAAAUCCUUUUUGUUUUCAGAAUUUUGCAGCCAUCGUUUGCUGGAAAAUACUGCUUUGUCUUCUGGGAUAUUUCAUCAAGAAGGCAAAAGUACAAUCAAAGGCUAAUUUGUUCAAACUAGGUGUUUUUGGAUAUCCAAAUUUGCCAAAUGAUAAUAUUAAUGAUAAUAAUAACUUUAUUUAUAUAGCACUUUUUCAUUAGAUGUUUAUAAGUGCUUCGCAUGAAUAUGGAAAUGAUUCACAAUAAAUAUGAGAGGAAAUUAGUUAUUCAAACAUUACUCAAACAAAUAAUUAAAGAAUCAUUUAAGUACAAGCAUUAAUCAAACAAAAUAAAUUCAUGAAAAGUACAAAUAGGCCAGAAAGGUGCACAAUUAGGUUACUAUUCAUGGGGGAAAACAUCUAGCUUCCAGCAAUCAUGUCCGGUUUUACCUUGCCGUCUUUAUUUUACACAAGAGAAGGUUGUAUCAGGCAGUUUAUUUGCGUAAAGUGUCAAAAGCCAAGCUAAUAAGGUGGACAAAUCCUUUUUAAACGUCUAUUGACCCACUGGUCUGGUUUGUUUGUCAAGGGUGCAUUGAAAUAAAGGAGUAUUUCUUCGUCUGCGGAGAUCUAAGUCAACGUCUUUUGGUUAGAAGUAGAUGCCCUCUUUCAAGAAAAUGUGAAGUGUUGCCGAAAAAAGAAUUAUAAAAAUAAUUUAGAGGAGUGAGCUCUGUACAGCUUAAAUACAAGGUACUGUAACAUAUUACAUUAACAAAGAUUUUGUGAAGUUAUGUAUAAAGCGAAGUCUGUAAAAUAAUUAAUAUGCAGUUUUUGUUAUGUAGUAGUGAAUGCAGAAAUGCUCACUAGUGAGACUGAAGUCACUCACAAGAGUGACAAAGGUUCUAAUCCUCAGUUUCCACGGCCACGGUAUAUGCCUUUUUUUGAGAUAUAAUACCAUUUUUGCUUUUGUCAUGCUGCUUUGAUCUUAGUAACAUGUGUGGCCUACCAGGAUUUUGCUAUUCCAAAGAAUGUACGUAAUUUUACGUUUGUCACUUUAAGUAAUCGACAGUAUUAUCUUUUAAGGUGCACUAGCCCACUAUUACUAUUAGCUUAUCUUUUGUACUACGUUUUGGGUGUCUCAAUGCAGUGUAUGAAAUGUAAAGGUUUUUACCUAAUAAAAAAAAUAGCAAGUACUACUAACAUGAGAUGUUUUUCUUUCGCUUGAUAGUGAUUUGCAAUAAGGCAGAGUGGUGGUGGCAGAACCGGUAUACAGAGAAGGUCUUUGUGCCAGACACCCAGUCCUCCUCGACUUGCCAGAGGGAUCUCUGUCAACCGAGUGAAUACGAAUCUACCAUCAACACAGAAUAACGGUGAUCUCUAAACCACAAUUUGUUAUUUUUUUAUUCAGUGUUUAUUUGAUAUGACACGAUAACGGUGAUCUCUAAACCAAUAUUUGUUAUUUUUUUAUUCAGUGUUUAUUUGAUAUGACACGAUAACAGUGAUCUCUAAACCACUAUUUGCGGGCUUGUCGGUGGCUUCAGUGCAGCCAUGCAUCAGAACUAGAGCUGUCAGUUAAACGCGUUAUUAACGGCGUUAACGCAAACCAAUUUUAACGGCGUUGAAAAAAUUAUCGCGCGAUUAACGCAAUUAUUUUAUUUCCAAUUUUUUUUUUUUUUUUUAAAUAAAAAAUCAUUUGCACAAGGCAAGCCGAUGCACUUCACCAUGUUGAUAAGAGAAUUAAAAUGAGAAGAAUUAUGGAACAAAAAAAUCAAGGGAUAUUUAGCAUAGAAAAAUAAUUUGCGAUUAAUCGUGAGUUAACUAUGACAUUAAUGCGAUUAAUCACGAUUAAAUAUUUUAAUCGCUUGACAGCUCUAAUCAGAACCCUUGCAGUCUUUUGUUAAACAGAUUCAGAAUCGACACAUUAUUUGUAACCAACCGGUGAUGUGGAUUUAAGAAUGCAUACAUUUGAGUCUCU
This is a messenger RNA of Gadus chalcogrammus (walleye pollock), 5970 nucleotides long. Its product is annotated as dapper homolog 3-like. Bases 423 to 3347 code for a protein of 974 amino acids. Lineage: Eukaryota; Metazoa; Chordata; Actinopteri; Gadiformes; Gadidae. The transcript is spliced from 8 exons. Gene Ontology annotation, cellular component: cytoplasm. Gene Ontology annotation, biological process: negative regulation of canonical Wnt signaling pathway. The record is from RefSeq and is a predicted model, not a curated record.